Messenger RNA from Prorocentrum cordatum, 1199 nucleotides. The record is from the annotation of a GenBank genome assembly. NCBI's taxonomy places the organism in Eukaryota, Dinophyceae, Prorocentrales, Prorocentraceae.
AUGAUGACCGGCGACACUAGGGCUGGGCCGCCAGAGGCGCCGGUCGCGCUGGUGACGCCAACCGCGAUGAGGCCGCUGGCGGCGCCAGCACCCUCGCCAGCUGGCGGCGCGGCCGAGGCCGAACCGUCGGCGAGGGCAGCCGAGUCACAGGAGCUCUUCGACUGCGACGCGGACUGGGACGGCACCGAGAGAGGCGCCCGCAGGAGCUGGGCGCCCGACAAGCUGGCCUUCUGCUGCGAGCACCGCCGGCGCGGCUGCGCGCCCCAGAGUGCGGCAGCCCCGGACCCUCACACGGGCGACCUCGCUUCAGAGCGGCAGCAUCGCCACGCCGGGGCAGUGGCAGCGCCGCUACGCCAGCAGGACGACGACGUCGCCGCAUCGCACAGCGCACGUGGAACAGCAGCGCUGCCACGCCAGCAGGACGCCGCCGCAGCGCGCGGCGCCAGCAACCGCAGCGCCUAGCCAGCGCGCUGGGGGCGGCUGCUGCGCUGCAGAAGCCAGAUAGGCGUCGCGCGCUCACGGUUCCGCCGGAGCUUUCGCAGGGGGCUCGGCCUCAAAGUCAGGUCUUUGCCGACGCGAGCCCGGCGCAGAGCGCAGAGCAGAAGAAGCAGCUUCUGGCUCGCGGCCUCGUCUCGAGCAUUGCUGCUGGCGCUGCUCGAAGAACAAACAACAGCACACGUAAACUUUUGAAGGUCCGCGCGGCUUUUUUUGAUCGGCGCUGGACCCCUCUGGCGGCGCCUCCAGCGCCGCCCCUGGCGCGCUCCGCGCGUGGCGGAGGGGGGUACAGCCCAAAUCCAAAAAGUCGGCGCGGCCCUCCGAAACUUCAUGCCCGUGCAGUUCUUUCUUCUUCCGUUUUUCUUUGCGGCUCUGCCCACAGCGGCCGUCGUUCCCGACCAAGUCGACCGGACGCCCAGGCAGCGCUGCGGAGUCUCGCCUCGCGUCCCCCUGGUCCUCUGGGCUGAGGGCGUGUUGCCUCCAGUUUGAAUUCGAUCCCCAUUGCUUACGUUUUAGGAGCUUGCAAGCAUAAACUGUCUAACUUGGGGCGACAGUAGCGCCGCAUUUCGUUUUUCUCAGCUGUCACGUCAAUUCUUGGAGGCUCGUCCCAUCAGUGUCCAUGAAAUGGUGGGCUCGGAUACACUUGAAUUCCAGUAUUAUGGUGUCGCAGGUCAGGUAGAGUGAGCGAGUGCAGCGCGGGAGAA